Molecule: messenger RNA, 777 nt
Organism: Osmia bicornis bicornis
Lineage: Eukaryota; Metazoa; Arthropoda; Insecta; Hymenoptera; Megachilidae
Exons: 1
Coding region: 1-777 (258 amino acids)
Molecular function (GO): catalytic activity
Source: RefSeq, a predicted model, not a curated record
AUGGGCCCCGGCGGGGAACAUAACACACCUGCUUUAACCAAGCGAGACUGGACCACAUCUGACACCAACAAGGUGCCAGAAGGUACCAGAUUCUCGCAAAUCAAUUUGCAACAUUGCAAGGCGGCAACAGACAUCCUCCUGUACCGCCUAACGAUGGGGCAGACAGACAUAGCCCUCAUACAGGAACCUUGGAUCCACAAGGAACGUGUAGGAGGGCUAAACACGGGGUGUGGCUCACUCUACUAUGAUAUCACAUCCACAAGGCCCAGGGCCUGCGUCUUCGUUAAAAAGGAGAUAACGGCCCUGAAACUCAAUGAAUUCUGUACAACUGAUCUUUCAGCGGUUAAGGUUAAACUUAACCUCAGGGAACUCAGAGCCCUGAUAGAUCACUGUGCGGUCAAUGGUCUGCACCUGGUGAUCGGCUGCGACGCCAACUCGCACCACACCGUAUGGGGCAGCACAAACACCAACGGCAGAGGCACAGCACUGCUGGAAUACCUCGCCACCACGGGCCUGGAGAUCCUUAACAUAGGCUCCUCCCCCACCUUUGUCACCUCCCGUAGACAGGAGGUGAUUGAUUUGACCCUAGGCUCUGCCAAGGUGACACAGGUCAUCAAACACUGGAAGGUACGGGACGAGAGCACACUCUCGGACCACCGCGUUAUCACUUUUGAAUUAAAAGACGACAGGGAGGGCGGCACUGAUGAGGCCUACAGGAACCCAAAGGCCACCAACUGGGCACUCUAUAAAGAGGGCCUGGAAGGGAGGCUAAAUUGA